AUGGAGCAAGUCGGCGAGCAACUUCUUGACUGCACAGUCAGCGGUGUGAACAACAAGAUCGAGGUGCAGAGCGCAAUGACAGCUUGCAACGGGGAAGACCUGAUCGAAACGGACGCGCCGUUCGUGUUACCACCCACUGCGGCACCGCUGAUUACCAUUGCUCCGAUUGUAACGAGCGCCCCGUUUCAGACACUUGCCCCGUUGUCGAGCUUAGCUCCACGACCCGGCGGUGAUAGUAGCGGUAUAUCGGGGCCAGCAACAGAGCCCCCUGCAUCCACAGACGGGUCUGUGGACUGGAGUAUCGGAUCCUCGACCUCGGCAGGUUCCGGCUCUACUAUUAACUGCACGAAUUCUAAGGUUUCAAGUCUCGUGAGCUUGUACACUGAGACAGCCAAGAGCUCACCGUGCACGUCAGAUGCCACUCGAACUUCCUACAGUAUUACUAUCUUCACUAAGUGCGCAUCGUCGUGUGCUUCGAAGCUCGAAACACUUGCCAGUGACCUCCCCAACUGCGUUUACGCCUACGAGUCUUCGAAUAAGAAGACUUCAUUACAACGACAGAUUAAGGACUGCACAGAGUCAAGCUUUGCAAGCCACAUCAGCACGACGGUAUUUCUAUCCUCGACGUCAUCAGACACAUCGAGUGCAUCGAGCGAUUUCGGUCUGGGUCUUGGUCGAAUGAUUACAGUUGUGGGUUUCAUGGCCAUUGCAAUGCUGUAG
Molecule: messenger RNA, 720 nt
Organism: Phytophthora infestans T30-4
Lineage: Eukaryota; Oomycota; Peronosporomycetes; Peronosporales; Peronosporaceae
Product: elicitin-like protein
Exons: 1
Coding region: 1-720 (239 amino acids)
Cellular component (GO): extracellular region
Source: RefSeq, a predicted model, not a curated record